AGCAACGUCACCGGACCUUCAAAAUUUCAGGAGUCAUGUUGGCGUCAUUCUGGUGUUAAUUUAAAUACGCGUCUUGGGUGUCGACCCAUCUCUUCAUUUUACCACCAUGGCUGAUCGUUCGCAAUCUCGAGGUCGUGAAUUCGUGAGUGAAUCCCCAUCGUUUCGAGCUGUAUAUACUAAACGCUUGCUGCAGCAAUCAUCAGGAAGAGGGGGGCUUGGAAAUAUUCGCCCCACAUCCACGUCGAGGGACAGGCCUGUCGACGGUCCCGAUGAUUUUUCCUCGACGAGAGGCAGAGAGCCUGCCAUUGAGCCCACCAAGAUCUAUUCGACUGGUCGUGGAGGUGCUGGCAACAUUCGCUCCCCGUCUCGUGACCACAAGGAGCAUAUAGGACCUGACCGUCACGAGAGAGAGAUCGUCAGAGAGCAUGAUAGGCUCGAAAAGGACGCACCGCACUCCUUUGGCCGAGGGGGAUUGGGAAACAUCUCCCGCUCGCGAUCUCGUGGUCCGGCUCCUGUGACUCCACCCAAUGUGCAUUCUCCUGGUCGUGGCAGUCUUGGAGAUGGCACCGGCCCCAUUUACGAAGACCAAGAACAGCCACCUGUUGGCAACCCUCGACACUCCACUGAACAACAUGGUCCAGGUGCCCAUGAACCUUUUGGCUCUAGGGACCGCUCCGCUUCUCGCGAUCCGGAGCAUCGUGGCUCCUCUAAAGACAGGCACGGACUUUCGGGCUUGUUGCACAAGGUUACCCAUCCUAAUGAACCUCGCAACUGAGGAAGAAGAUGACCAAGUAGUAUACGACGAAGAAAUCCAAGAUCAAAUAUCGUAAUCAUAUGUAUGUCUAUUUGUAUAAUGCCAGGAACUCUGAAAUACUGUGUUGAGCGCCCAAAUGCGCAGAUGCUUGAGACAAGAAUUCCAAAC
Messenger RNA from Desarmillaria tabescens, 922 nucleotides. RefSeq lists its product as uncharacterized. The record is from RefSeq and is a predicted model, not a curated record. Bases 107 to 775 code for a protein of 222 amino acids. The transcript is spliced from 4 exons. Lineage: Eukaryota; Fungi; Basidiomycota; Agaricomycetes; Agaricales; Physalacriaceae.